GAGCUGCAGAAGUUCACGUUCUACUGUAUUAUACGUUAUAUGGCAUGGAUAGUCACACAUCUUCAGUUAUCGUAACUUGAGCAUUUAACACCUGUUUGGUUGAUAAAACAAAUGCAUGUAGACCGCAGUACGAAUGAGCAGCUGUUAGGUCGAUCCCGAGCAGCGUGCCUGCAGAGUUUCUUCCCCUGAGUUAUCUCAUAGACACUGAUUACACAAUGGCCGACUCAAAGCGGCAGUAUUUUGAGUACAUUGUCAUUGGUUGUGGAGGCAUUGGCAGCGCAGCUCUGUACUGGUUGUCAAAACGGUGCAGCUCAGUCCUUGGUCUCGAGCAGUUUUCUCUCGGUCAUGAACGAGGAGGCUCACAAGAUGUAUCAAGGAUCAUCCGCCUGACGUACCAUGAAGAACGUUACACCAAGCUCAUCCCCGACACCUUCAAGGCAUGGGAACAGAUAGAGCGCGAGUCCGGCCUACAGGUUGUAUGGAUGACCGGGGGCCUGAGGCUGGCCAGGAAGGGACAGGGUGACGCCAUGAUGGAGAAGUACGCUUUAGAACUGGACAGGAACAACAUCAAGUACGACAGGCUGUCAAACCAGCAGCUGAUGGCCCGCUACCCUCAGUUCACAGUGGGUCCCGAUAUCGUGGCCUUGUACCAGAAACAAUCGGGCCUCGUGGACGCGGCCAUGGGGAACGCUGUCCACAUUCAGCUGGCCAGGGGUAACGGGGCUACAAUCCUGGAGAACUGUCCCGCUACCAGGCUGACUAGGGCCAACAACGGCAACGUCAUUGUCCACACAACGAAGGGCGUGUUCGAGUGCCGGAAGGUGGUGGUGACGGCAGGGGGGUGGCUCAACUCGGUUCUAGGGACGAUCGGCGUCCACGUCCCCGUCACCGUCACACAGGAGCAGGUGACGUACUACGCCACGCCGCACAUGAAGGAGUUCACCAAGGAAAAGUUCCCCAUUUGGAUUUUUCACUGCCCCCGUUACAACAUCUACGCCCUUCCCAUCCACGGCAACACGGGAUCGAAGAUCGGGGUCGAUGCUCAAGGCAACGUGGUAACCGCGGACACGAGGACCUUUGAGCCGGAUCCUGUUCGAGAGCGGAUCUGUGCAGAGCUCCUGCAGGAGAUUUGUCCCAAGUUUCUGGGACCAAUCCUCCAGACCAAAACCUGCCUGUACACCAUGCCCCCGGACAGAGACUUUGUGGUCGACACAUGCGCAUACAAGGGCUGGUCUGACGUCAUCGUUUGUUGUGGAGCUGGACAUGCGUACAAAUUUGCAAGUCUGCUUGGUAAGAUCCUAAGCGAACUCGCCGUUGACGGACGUACCCAGUAUGACAUCAGUCAGUUCAACAUCACCAGAGACGCCAUCCAGGACCCCACCUUCAAACCAACGUUUUUCUUGGGCAGUGAUGUACCGGCAAAGCUAUGAACAGGAAGCUGCUUUUUGCCGUUCAUCUCCCACAAGAAACAGUGUCAGUGUCCAUGUAAUUUGGCCCUAUUCCACAAAACUGCCAUCCUUUCUAUAUACAGUUAUUCACGUGGCGUUUAGAUUUGUGAUGAUUCAGCAACGGAAAUGUAUUUGGCGCUUGUUCUUGAUAUGAAUAUAUCACUUAGAAUUCCCUUGUAUUGCAGAUAUGGAUUUUUCACCUGGUUGAAACAUGACUUCCCAAAUAUAAGAUAACUAAAAGUCAUGGUGAUGAUCACCAUUAUUCCAAUAUUGUUCAUUUAUCUUUAAAUGGAGGCUGGUUGUUAAACAAACAUAGUCCAAUGCAGUGUACAUAGUGGUAUUCUUGUGGACCUUCACAACAAUUCGCUUCUUUCGCUUUGAACAGCCUUGGGUGCAUUCGGUGAAGACUAGUUAACACUCAGCACGAUAUUAACAUGGCACGCAUACUGGUCGUACGGUAAUGUUUGGCAGUCCCGAUAUCAUCAGGGCACAAUUUAUCUUCAGUAUCAGUAUCCAAUAGCUCAGUUUUAUCAUUGCUGUCGUAAGAUUAGAAUAUAUGAAUACUCGUGGUCCAAUCGGGCUGUUAAUGCUCAUUAACAGCUCAGGGCCUUUGGCUUCUUUACACGCAGCCCAGACAGCGAAUGGCACUUUUCCCAGGAAGCGCAGCAUAGUCGAACCCACCAAGAACAAUUCGGUGGUGAUUUGAUACACCACUUCACUUGGUUGACACUCAUGUAUGUACUGUCCAGCAGUACUGAACCAUCAGCAAAAUCAACAUUGGCAUUUCCUUGGUUCGUAUACGAGAAACUGUGGAAUACCUCAUUUUAAUCAUGAGUGUUGACAUGCUCCAUGAGUGGAUCAUCAAACAAAUUAAUGUAUGCAAAAGUGCAUCAUAACGUUCUGCCACACUGAUAAAUACAAGUUACUGAGAGA
Molecule: messenger RNA, 2381 nt
Organism: Haliotis rubra (blacklip abalone)
Lineage: Eukaryota; Metazoa; Mollusca; Gastropoda; Lepetellida; Haliotidae
Product: monomeric sarcosine oxidase-like
Exons: 9
Coding region: 216-1430 (404 amino acids)
Molecular function (GO): flavin adenine dinucleotide binding; sarcosine oxidase activity
Source: RefSeq, a predicted model, not a curated record